Messenger RNA from Pangasianodon hypophthalmus (striped catfish), 2045 nucleotides. RefSeq names its product four and a half LIM domains 2a (gene fhl2a). The coding region runs from base 669 to 1508 and encodes 279 amino acids. Lineage: Eukaryota; Metazoa; Chordata; Actinopteri; Siluriformes; Pangasiidae. Gene Ontology annotation, molecular function: transcription coregulator activity. The transcript is spliced from 6 exons. The record is from RefSeq and is a predicted model, not a curated record. Gene Ontology annotation, cellular component: Z disc; nucleus.
AAGAUCACGCUGGAAUCUCAGCUGAUGUGUUGCCAUCAAAACUUAAAGAAAAAAGCACAAGCAUCUUGAGUAAUCCCUGGUUCAUGUGUAGGAAGGUAGAUGGAGAGAAAGGAAACAAAGCGUGAGAAGGAAAUGUGAUGAAAUGACAUGCGUGCUACUCUAAUUAAACAAAGGCAAUAGACCAAUAGAAAAACAAUGAUAUCAUGUCUUGGAGGAAGACCGAAAGCUUGGAGUGCAGAAAAAAAAAGUAUAAAUACCAACAGAGUGGAGUGAGAAAUUGAAAAGAAAAAAAAAAAGUGAGAGGAGGAGCAGUGAGAGAAAUUGUAGAUGAGAAAAGAAAACUGAAAGAGGGAGUUUAAGUAAGAGGGCAUACUUCUCCCAGUUUUCUGAAUUUGCUGCCUUAUAUGGUCAAACUGUGGAAGGGGAUUUGGUAGAGAAAUGCAGCUCAGGCAGCACACGGCUUCAGUCAGCCUCAUGCACUGAGUGAGUGGAGGACAGAGGAGCAGGGUGGAUGUGUGCAAGACUGGACACACACACACACACACACAGCAGGACAGUGAGGACAGCUGGCAGUGUGUGAGAUGCGUUAUGGCGUCACAGGGCUCAUGGCAGGGAUAAGCAGAGGAGCUUAACACAGCCAGGAACGAGAGAGCUGCAGAUGAGGAACGAUGACGGAGCGCUAUGACUGUCACUACUGUAAGGAGUCCCUGUUUGGGAAAAAGUAUGUCCUGCGGGAGGAGAACCCGUACUGUGUGAAGUGCUAUGAGAGCCUGUACUCCAACACCUGUGAGGAGUGCAAGAAGCCUAUCGGUUGCAACAGCAGGGACCUGUCGUAUAAGGACCGCCACUGGCAUGAGGACUGUUUCCACUGCUUCCAAUGUAAGCGCUCACUGGUGGACAAACCGUUCUCCACCAAGGACGAGCAGCUGCUGUGUACUGAGUGCUACUCCAACGAGUACUCCUCCAAGUGCCACGAGUGCAAGAAGACCAUCAUGCCUGGAUCCAGGAAGAUGGAGCAUAAGGGCAACAGCUGGCAUGAGACCUGCUUCUCCUGCAAGCGCUGCCAGCAGCCCAUUGGUACCAAGAGCUUCAUCCCCAAGGACAACUGCAACUAUUGCGUGCCCUGCUAUGAGAAGCAGUUCGCUAUGCAGUGUGUGCACUGCAAGAAGCCCAUCACCACUGGAGGCGUGACCUACCAUGACCAGCCGUGGCACAAGGACUGCUUCCUGUGCACUGGCUGCAAGCAGCAGCUCUCUGGCCAGCGCUUCACAUCUCGUGAUGACUUUGCCUACUGCCUCAACUGCUUCUGUAACCUGUACGCCAAGAAGUGUGCCUCCUGCACCUCUCCAAUCAGUGGGCUUGGAGGGAGCAAGUAUAUCUCUUUUGAGGAGCGCCAGUGGCACAACGACUGUUUCAACUGCAAGAAGUGCUCGGUGUCUCUCGUGGGCCGAGGCUUCCUGACCGAGAGAGAUGACAUCCUGUGCCCCGAGUGUGGCAAAGACAUCUAAGAAGAAUUCAUACAAAUUAGAGAAAAAAACCUAAAGCACAGCAGCAUGGGGAAAUCCUGAUACUCUUAUAUCAUAGCUAUGGAUUUUAGCACCACUGAUUAGAAACAUGUACUAUUUUAGAACAGGCAAAUUCACUUUAUCCUCAAUAACAGCUUCAGCACUCAAGAGUACAAUAAAUGUCACCAGAUAUAUUUUGCCUAGAUGUUUAUUUCCUUUAUGGCAUGAGCAAUAAGAGCUACACAAUUUAAAAAAAAAAAAAAAAAAAGAUAAAAACAUUAGCUUUGGAACUUUAAAAAUAGAUUAUGAUGUUUAAUAUUAACACACUAACCAGUUUAAAAUGAACUCUGAUAGUGAGCCUUUAUGAGAGCAGAACUUGUUCCUAUUUCUCACGGUCAUCUAAUACAGUGCGAUAAAUAAAAUAAAGAGUAGUAAGAUUCUGCCUGGAAUUUUAUCUGUGAAGAUUUCUCAGUAAUGCUUGUACGUAUCAAACAACAUAUGUAUCAAGAUACAAAACUUAUUAAAACUUUUAAAUUCUAA